Messenger RNA from Linum trigynum, 603 nucleotides. The record is from the annotation of a GenBank genome assembly. NCBI's taxonomy places the organism in Eukaryota, Viridiplantae, Streptophyta, Magnoliopsida, Malpighiales, Linaceae.
ACCAUUAACUCUCAACCACUUGUUUCGAUCGAGCCAAUGGACUAAACUGGAUUGACAACCUUGAGCCUAUAAAAAGCGUAGAAACUCAUAUGAAAGAAAGCACUGAUAAGACAUAUAUACAAUGGGGUACUACUACUUCUCAGAUACUUCUGCAGCCCCGAUGAUAUUCGUAAUCACACUCUUGGUCGGGUUCCGGAGCGUUACUUCCCAUAAAUCUCCGUUCUGCAGCACCGUUCGGGUGGCCCACCCGAAGAAGUUCUCCGAUUUCGUAGAUGAAGCUCUUAAGGUACUGGUGGUAUUUACACGUUACCCUCCGCCUCCGGUUCAGGGAAAACCCACCGGCCGUGUUGUAAUCAUUCCUCCGACGGCGCCUCGUGGUGCAGUGAAAGCCUUGUCCACUUGUCUGGUUGGCGUCACCGGUGCCGAUUGUAAUCGUUGUCUUGCCGAUCUUGAGCUGCAUUUGCUGAAAUGCAAAACCUUUACUCGUGGAGAAGCUUUGCGUAAAGGUUGGUGCAGCCUUCGAUUCCGUCAACUCUAAAUACUCUGCCUCUGAUGUCAAAGCUUGGAAUCAAGCAACCAUAGAAAUCAAAGAAAAUAAUGUGA